Molecule: messenger RNA, 2118 nt
Organism: Herpailurus yagouaroundi (jaguarundi)
Lineage: Eukaryota; Metazoa; Chordata; Mammalia; Carnivora; Felidae
Gene: GPKOW
Product: G-patch domain and KOW motifs
Exons: 12
Coding region: 446-1891 (481 amino acids)
Biological process (GO): mRNA splicing, via spliceosome
Cellular component (GO): spliceosomal complex
Molecular function (GO): nucleic acid binding
Source: RefSeq, a predicted model, not a curated record
GCGGGGCUCGGAGGGAGCUGCGAGACGGGGGAGCCCUGACGUGAUCCUAGAAUAUUCCUCCAGGAGGUGACACUGGGAAGGUUACUGCAGUAGGUGAAUGUUGCAUGGCUAGUUGUGAGUGCGGGCCGGAUUGGUUAUCCCUGUCGGUGGGGCUUUGAAUGGCAUUUCUGAGAAGUAGGGCACGGCGAUUAAUAACUACCUGUUGACUACCUGAAUGAAAGAAUUAAUACCCCCAAGAACCACAUAUUCCUAUAUGAUUGGCGCGACGCGCCCCUAUGAAGAACAGCAACAAUUACUUCUUAAGGCCCCUGUUCCACGUACGCCAGUCGAUGCCGCAGUGUUUUCUGGGAAAGGUAGUUCUAAAGCCCGUCGUCUGGCCCCGGUCAAACUGAGCCCAAACUAAACUUCCCAGAAAGCAGCACACUCGCCUGGGAAGAGGGGCAAGAUGGCGGACGCUGAAGACGGUACUUUGCGACCCGCGGGAGCCUCUGCUGCCCCAAUUUCAUUCAGCUUCAGUCGCACGUCCGCCAGGAGACGGCUGGCGGAUCCGGGAGACGACGCGAGUGCGGCUCCGGAGGAGAAGGAUUUCUUAAAGACCGUGGAAGGGAGGGAGCUGCAGAGUGUGAAGCCCUCAGAAACCCCCAAGGAACUCGUCAUCCCUUUGAUCCAGAAUGGCCAUCGCAGGCAGCCACCGACCCAGGCUCCUGGGCCAUCCACAAACACUGAGGAAGGGGUGCUGUCUCAGGCUGUAAAGGAGAUCAUUGAGGACUCCAAGAAGUCCCUGGAGGAGAGAGAAAAUUCGGGUAUCGACCCCAUGCUUGCUAUCCCCAUGAUCCAGAAAGGAUGCAUCCCUAACGGAGAAGGGGCAGACAGCGAACCCCGAGCUGAGACCGUGCCGGAAGAAGCUGAUUACGAGGCAGUCCCUGUAGAGGCCUAUGGGCUGGCCAUGUUACGAGGCAUGGGCUGGAAGCCUGGCGAGGGCAUUGGCCGCACCUUCAAUCAAGUGGUAAAGCCCCGUGUCAACUCACUGAGACCAAAGGGGUUAGGGCUGGGUGCCAACCUGACUGAGGUCCAGGCCCUGGCCCCCACUGGCCCCCACCGCCUGCCAAAGCCAGAUGAGGAGCAAGAGAAGGAUAAGGAAGACCAGCCUCAAGGACUGGUGCCUGGGGGAGCUGUGGUGGUUCUUUCUGGCCCGCACCGAGGCCUCUAUGGGAAGGUAGAAGGCCUCGAUCCUGACAACGUUCGGGCCAUGGUUCGCCUGGCCGUGGGGAGCCGCAUGGUGACUGUUAGUGAGUACUACCUGCAACCUGUCUCACAGCAGGAGUUUGACAAGAAUUCCUUGGAUCUCAGCCAGAUGCGUAAAACUUCCUCAGUGCAACAGAAUGGAACAGCUUCGUCAUGGAAGGCCCUCCGGGAUCAGGACCUCCCCAGCCAGCAAGAGGACUCACAGAGGAAGCGAAAACACCUUCCCGACCGACAGGGGGAGCCUGCUGCCAAGAAUGAGAAGGCAGGUCCCAGGAGCCAGCACUGGUUGCACAGGGACCUACGCGUACGCUUUGUGGACAAGCUGCACAAGGGUGGCCAGUAUUAUAACACCAAGAUGACGAUCGAAGAUGUCCUCAGCCCAGAUACCUGUGUGUGUCGAACAGAUCAAGGCCAGGUCCUAGAAGGCCUGAGGGAAGACAUGCUGGAGACCCUGGUCCCCAAGGUCCAAGGCAACCGGGUUAUGGUGGUGCUGGGGCCACAGGCUGGAAAGGUGGGCCGCCUGCUGGACUGGGACAGAGAACAGAGCCGGGCUGUGGUGCAGCUGCAGAGAGAGAAUCAGCUGGUGGAACUUCACUAUGAUGCUGUCUGCCAGUACCUGGGCCCCAGUGACUCAGAUGAAGACUGACCCAUGGCCCCGUUCCCACCCCCAACGCCGCCACCUGCUCUGUAUGGUGUGGAAAGACAGUCUUCACAAAGGUGGGGAGGUCAUUGUUCCAUCCUCCACUUGCACCUCAGCCCCAGGACAGGGACAGGGCAUAAGAUAGAUGGGCCUGAAGGGAGGCUUGAAACAAACCUGGUAUUCUCCAGAAGCUAGUGUGUAAUAAGAAUCAUUUCAAAAACUCAGUAAAAUGA